This is a messenger RNA of Triplophysa rosa, 2166 nucleotides long. Its product is annotated as transcription termination factor 1-like. Lineage: Eukaryota; Metazoa; Chordata; Actinopteri; Cypriniformes; Nemacheilidae. The transcript has 9 exons. Bases 406 to 2154 code for a protein of 582 amino acids. The record is from RefSeq and is a predicted model, not a curated record.
UGUAAUGUAUUUUAAGUAAAUAAUUAGUACGUGUCCCGAUGUGUAAUGAGCCAGGGUCCUUACUAGUACACUAACUAGUGUUCACGAAAGUUCCAGGGAGCGUAGGGAUGAAGACUGCCUCCUGUCCGACAGAUGGCAGUGUGGUAAUGCAUUUUUUAGUCUGUGGUAGUGAAGAAGAGAAGGGAGUCAUGUCGUGAUAAACAUAACUUUCCAGAUGCGUAAAUGUAAUCUUUAUAUUUAAUACACAUGUUUCUAGUUUAUAUGUGUGAUAACAAGUGAAGAGUGCAGGACUAUAUGUUAAGUCAGAUGUUAUUUAUGCCUAGCGCGAUUUACAGCUAAAACAACUGUCGUGUUUUACAGAAUAUGAGCAGACGUAUCGAUUAAAUACAGUCACGUGCGCUUAAAAUGGACGCGGUUCAUCCAGAAAAGAUCAAGAAGAAGAAAAGAAAAAGAGAGGCGCAAGAUUUUGUUGAAAGUUCAAAUGUGCAGAACGAGUCUGAAAAGAAAAAACAUAAGAAGAACAAGAAGAAAAUGGACGUGGAGAUUUUAAGUGACCAUACACAUACAGAGAAAAAGAAGAAAAGGAAACUGAAUGAAAGACAGUUUGAUAAUGAUACUGAAGAGGCGACAUUGCUGGAUGAUGGACUCCUACAUGAAGUAAAUGACACCAAAUCACCAUCAAAAGAAGUAGAGAGGAAGAAAAAGAGAAAGAAAGAGAAGAGAAAACAUUCAGACUGUGAUGACUCGGCAAAAGACCCUCAUGAAGAGCAGUCUGGUACCACCACGGAGAUGGAGAACGUGUCAAAUGUAGAUGACCAGCAAACUGCCCAAGACCUCACAGAUCCUGCCACUCAAACUCAUACUCAAACCUUUCAAUUUACAAGGAGAAAUGGGAAACGUAAUAAUAUAGAAAUUGAUUUAAAACUUGUAAAUGAAAUGAAAGAAUUUGUUCCUGACAUCGAGUCCAGAUAUAUGAUAAAUGUCCAAAAAACGAUCAUAUAUGACUUGCCAAGGUUCAGGGAAUUCAAAAAGCAAGGUAUCCCACUGAGACAUGGACGAUUCUCCAUUGAGGAAAAUAAGAGGUUAAGACGGAACAUUUUGGAUUUUCUUGCUCUCACAGGAGUGGACAGUGCUACCAAGCUCUUUCACGUGCGAAGGUUUCCAGAUGAAAAAAGGCAAUUGGGAAAGUUGAAAAAGCAGCACAGUUUUUUCAAAAAGAUUGCGGAAGGAAUUCCCAGGUCUUGUUAUGAGGUUUUUGUCCGUGGAAGAAAAACUUUUGAUGGUUACAAUUAUAAAGGAAGGUUUGCCGACGAUGAAGUCAAAGCAUUGCAGAAAUAUCAAACACUACAUGGCAAUGACUGGGUGAAGAUUUCUGAACUAACUGGUCGAAGCGCUUUGUCUCUUGAAAAGCGUUACUCUCAAAUCAAUAAGAAAUUUGGGCGAUGGUCAGAAAAGGAGUUUCAGAGACUUUUGAGGGCCGUGCGAGACUAUAUCGUAACUAAACUUGAGUCCAUGUCCACUGAUAAGAGGACGCCAACCAGAGUCAGUCGAGAAAUGCUCUACAAGAAACUGCCGUGGUUUGAAAUCGCUCGCAAGGUUAAAACUCGAAGCUGGAUGAAGUGCAGUUAUAAAUGGAUGCGCACUCUUGCGGUGCGGAUGUCAUCUGGGAGUGUGUGCCAGGGAAGGAAAUCCCACGAGGCCAAAAUCAGACUCAUUCAAGCAAUGUAUGAAAGCCAGGUAGAUGAUCCUGUAGACAUUGACUGGGAAGAUCUCACCAGUGCUUUUGGCGAUGUUCCUCCUGCAAUUGUUCAGAUGAAAUGGCAUCAGCUCAAAGUGUGCUACGUGCCAAAUUGGCAGAACAAGAGUUUUGAAGACAUUGUUGACUACCUGCAUGAGAAGGUCAAACCAAAACUGGAGAAUGAAUGUAAGGAUCUUAAUGAGAAUGACCUGCCAGCUGACCAGAAGCAGAGCUUCCUUCUCUCAGACAUCUUUCCGGAUAUAAAUGAGAAUUGUGACGCUGACAGCGAUGACAACGACGAUGAUGAUAACGACGAUGACGACGACAAUGAUAGCGACGACGACUACGCCAAUGAUGAUUACGCCAAUGACGACAGUUACGACGAUAAUGAAGAGGAGGAGGAGAGUGGACAAUGAUAGAAAAAGCGC